Molecule: messenger RNA, 1220 nt
Organism: Pan troglodytes (chimpanzee)
Lineage: Eukaryota; Metazoa; Chordata; Mammalia; Primates; Hominidae
Gene: SCRG1
Product: stimulator of chondrogenesis 1
Cellular component (GO): Golgi apparatus; neuron projection terminus
Source: RefSeq, marked validated
CACACAGACACACACACACACACACACACACACACACACACUUUUCUUAAGGGAAAAAUCACUCUGUGUUCUUUUAAAAUCCCUCAGGUUUUAUGUUUUAUUGCUACCAGAGUCUGCCUCCCUGAGGUUCUUGUACAGACUAGUUAUUUCCCUCUGUAAAGAAGCUGUUCAGUUCAUUCUCGCCUGGUUUGGAACAAACUGAACACUUCCAAAGGAGGCAGUUCUUGCAGCCUCGUCUCCUUCCACUCCCCUCCUCCCCACAGUCCUGGCUGGAGCAGCGAGUCUGUCGAUCCCAGGCCAGAGACAAGGCAGACAAAGGUUCAUUUGUAAAGAAGCUCCUUCCAGCACCUCCUCUCUUCUCCUUUUGCCCAAACUCACCCAGUGAGUGUGAGCAUUUAAGAAGCAUCCUCUGCCAAGAAGACCAAAAGGAAAGAAGAAAAAGGGCCAAAAGCCAAAAUGAAAUUGAUGGUACUUGUUUUCACCAUUGGGCUAACUUUGCUGCUAGGAGUUCAAGCCAUGCCUGCAAAUCGCCUCUCUUGCUACAGAAAGAUACUAAAAGAUCACAACUGUCACAACCUUCCGGAAGGAGUAGCUGAUCUGACACAGAUUGAUGUCAAUGUCCAGGAUCAUUUCUGGGAUGGGAAGGGAUGUGAGAUGAUCUGUUACUGCAACUUCAGCGAAUUGCUCUGCUGCCCAAAAGACGUCUUCUUUGGACCAAAGAUCUCUUUCGUGAUUCCUUGCAACAAUCAAUGAGAAUCUUCAUGUAUUCUGGAGAACACCAUUCCUGAUUUCCCACAAACUGCACUACAUCAGUAUAACUGCAUUUCUAGUUUCUAUAUAGUGCAAUAGAGCAUAGAUUCUAUAAAUUCUUACUUGUCUAAGACAAGUAAAUCUGUGUUAAACAAGUAGUAAUAAAAGUUAAUUCAAUCUAAUUUUUCUCUGUGGACAUUGUUGGCAUUGGUUAAAAAUUUUGCCUAGAAAAUGUAAUCUAUGAGGUGUUCAUUAUACUCAGUUAAAGAGUUCUGUCCCCCAGAUGAAGAGCCAUAGGCAUGGCUCAAGGAUUGAAAAUACUUUCAGUCCUUAGUUGACAGUUAUUAACCAUAUAUUGAAAGAACCAGGUAUAAGCUGAGAUUCUUGGAAGGGAGCUAGAAAUUUUCUAGUAAGAAGGAAAAAGGGACCAGCCUGGGCAACAUAGUGAGACCCCCUCUUUACAAAAAAAU